AUGAGCCUCCAGAACUGCACCACGCCUAGGAACCAACAGCUUGCAGUGGGAAUCCCCCCCAUCCAGGAGGCCUGGGGCCUGUGGGCCCUCUUCGGAGCCGCAACACUCCUGCUCCUCUUCUCACUGACUGUGCUUUUGUAUUGGUGGACUCGGGCCCGGCGCAGCCAUCAUAGGAGACAGGAACGGUCCGGCGACCCUGUGGAGGACAUCCCCUUGUACGGGAACCUACAUUAUCUGCAGACAGGACGCCUGCAUCAAGAACCAGGUCCAGAGCAGGAGCCAAACCCCGGAGGGCCUGAGAGGGCUGCACAGGAGGGAACGUGCUAUACCAGCCUGCAGCUGCGACCUCCUCGGGGCCGCACCCCCAGUCCUGGCGCCCCCAUCAAGUACUCCGAGGUGGUGCUGGAUUCGGACUCUGUGCCCCCGGCCUCAGGCCCUGAGCCUGAGCUCUACGCUUCUGUGAGUGCCCAGACCCGCAGGGCCCGCACCUCCUUCCCAGACCAGGCCUACGCCAACAGCCAGCCCAGCUCCAGCUGA
Molecule: messenger RNA, 537 nt
Organism: Suncus etruscus (white-toothed pygmy shrew)
Lineage: Eukaryota; Metazoa; Chordata; Mammalia; Eulipotyphla; Soricidae
Gene: SIT1
Product: signaling threshold regulating transmembrane adaptor 1
Exons: 5
Coding region: 1-537 (178 amino acids)
Biological process (GO): regulation of T cell activation; T cell homeostasis; signal transduction
Cellular component (GO): plasma membrane
Molecular function (GO): kinase binding
Source: RefSeq, a predicted model, not a curated record